AUGGAGAAAACCAGCCAAAGAAGGUCAACGAAGAUGAAGCUCGCAUUGCUUCUUGGUCUCAUUUUUAUGCCUUUUGCGCGUCCUACUUCUUCAGCCACUCAAAAUCCAGAACUCGGAGAACUAAAAAGCAACUUAAAGACUUACAUCGUUCACGUUAAAAAGCCUCAGGAUGUUGCUUCCCUUCGGAACGAGGACUUGCAUAGCUGGUACCAUUCAUUACUGCCCGCCACGGCACAAGCUCAGAACCAGCAGCGCAUGGUUUUCUCAUACAAAAAUGUCGCUUCUGGAUUUGCUGUCAAGUUGACUGCAGAAGAAGCGAGAGUUCUGCAAGAGAAGGAAGAGAUUCUGUCGACAAAGCCCGAAGAGACAUAUUCUUUACACACGACUCAUACCCCAAGUUUCCUGGGGUUGCAACAAGGACUCGGAUUGUGGAAAGAUUCCAAGUUCGGUGAAGGCGUCAUCAUCGGAGUAGUGGACACUGGCAUACAACCCUCCCAUCCUUCCUUCUCCGGCGAAGGAAUGCCACCUCCGCCUGCAAAAUGGAAAGGCUUCUGCGAAUUCAACGGACAGAGGACUUGUAAUAACAAGCUCAUCGGGGCGAGAAACUUCGUCAAGAACUCAACCCUACCCGUAGACCCACCGUUCGAUCAAGUGGGUCAUGGAACUCACACAGCCAGCACAACCGCCGGAAGAUUCGUAGGGAACGCAAGUGUUUUCGACAACGCUAAGGGCAUAGCAGUUGGUAUGGCCCCCAAUGCGCACUUGGCAAUGUAUAAAGUGUGCGGGUUUUAUGGUUGUACUGAAAGUGCAAUCCUAGCUGCAAUGGACACAGCCGUUGAGGAUGGUGUUGAUGUGCUUUCUUUAUCUCUCGGUGGUUUCUCGUCUCCCUUCUUCCACGACUCAAUAGCCCUAGGUGCAUUUAGUGCAGUUCAGCAAGGGGUUUUUGUAGCCUGUUCAGCUGGUAACUCUGGUCCUGACGACGCUUCUUUGUCUAAUGAGGCGCCAUGGAUCCUAACCGUUGGUGCAAGCUCCAUUGACAGAAAAAUGGUAGCGAUGGCAAAACUUGGAAAUGGUUCACAAUACGAGGGGCAAUCUGUGUUCCAGCCAAAGGACUUCCCGUCAACUUUAUUGCCGCUUGUAUAUGCUGGUGCAAACGGGAACGAAUCAUCUGCGUUUUGUGCUCCUGAAUCGUUGCAGAACGUGGAUGUUAAGGGAAAAAUAGUGCUGUGCGAGCAAGGUGGUGACAUUGCGAGAGUUGUCAAAGGGAAAGAAGUUAAAGAUGCCGGCGGAGCAGCCAUGAUUCUCAUGAACAGUGAAGCGGAGGCGUUUAAUCCCAUUGCUGACGUGCACGUUCUACCUGCUGUACACGUGAGCUAUGUCGAUGGGUUGGCCAUUAAAAAUUACAUAAACUCGGCCAUGACACCAACAGCAACAAUCUCAUUCAAUGGAACAGUAAUUGGGAAUCCACUGGCUCCUGAGGUUACCUCAUUUUCUUCGAGAGGUCCAAACAGUGCAAGCCCCGGCAUCCUUAAACCAGAUGUUAUAGGACCAGGAUUGAACAUCCUAGCUGCAUGGCCUGUGUCUGUGGACAACCAUACACCACCAUUCAUGAUAAUUUCGGGUACUUCGAUGUCUUGCCCUCACCUCAGCGGCAUUGCUGGUCUGCUCAGAAGCUCCCACCCAGAUUGGUCUCCUGCGGCCAUUAAAUCGGCAAUCAUGACAACUGCUGAAACUGUAAACUUAGGAGGAAAACCCGUAUUGGACGAAAGGCUUGUACCUGCAAAUGUAUUUGCAACUGGAGCAGGACAUGUGAACCCGAUCAAAGCAAGCGAUCCGGGUCUUGUUUAUGAUAUCCGUCCGGAAGAUUAUGUUUCAUAUUUAUGUGGAUUGGGCUACACCGACAGACAAGUUGGAAUUAUUUUGCAGAAGAAAGUGGAGUGCUUGGAGGUUAAAAGCAUAACGGAAGCACAGUUAAAUUAUCCCUCAUUUUCUAUUCAAAUGGGGCCUUCUUCACAGUCUUACACCAGAACGGUGACUAAUGUUGGGCCUGGGAACUCUGUUUACAAUUUGGAACUUGACGUGCCUGAGGGAGUUGUGAUGAGCGUAACUCCUCGUCAGAUAAUAUUCACAAGGGUGAAUCAGAAGGUUACGUAUUCAGUCGAGUUUACUCCGUUGGCUAAAAAAACCAGAGAUGAUGAUGAUCUUGAGUUUGCCCAGGGGUCGCUCACGUGGGUGUCUGAUAAACACGCUGUUCGCAUUCCCAUAGCGGUCGUCUUCCAGUGA
Molecule: messenger RNA, 2283 nt
Organism: Prosopis cineraria
Lineage: Eukaryota; Viridiplantae; Streptophyta; Magnoliopsida; Fabales; Fabaceae
Product: subtilisin-like protease 3
Exons: 1
Coding region: 1-2283 (760 amino acids)
Biological process (GO): proteolysis
Molecular function (GO): serine-type endopeptidase activity
Source: RefSeq, a predicted model, not a curated record